AACGCGCCGUAUUGCCCAAGUCAUUAGGAAGCCAGGCAUUGUGGGCGGAGCCUAUCAGGUGCGUGUGGAUGAAAGAGCCAAAAAGUGUUAGAAGUUGGCGCAGACUUGAAGGAUAACAUGUGGCUCCAUUGGCGGACGUGAAGGAGAGCAGGACGGGACCGUUUGAAAAAAAAAUGAGAUUAUGACUCGUGAAGAACGACAUUGUGGACCGAACACGACCUGCUGGACCUGACGGGAACCAUGAAGUCCAGAAGUCAGGACCAGAGUAUGUCCGAGUCCACCGAACUGGACCGAUCCUACGACCUCCUCACAGGUGUGUUGACGCCAGUGUCUCAGGGAAGUCAAAGGCAGCUAUGGACGGCACAAGCUCCGCUUUUCUCCGGUAACCCGCCAUCCGAACCUAGUAAGAAGAGCAUAAAGCAACGACUCCUCAAGCUGCUGCCGUGCUACCACUCGGGCUCCAGCCUGCCCGUCAAUCAAAGCAACGAGAGCGACGAUGUCGAGCUGUCAGCUGUGCGCUGCCGACCUGAAGCAAUUGAACGUCUGGUGGAGCAGACCAACUUCAGCAAGAAGGAGCUGCAGGUUCUUUAUCGAGGAUUCAAAAAUGAGUGUCCCAGUGGUGCUGUGGAUGAAGAAACUUUCAAAAACAUAUACUCUCAGUUUUUUCCUCAGGGAGAUACAAAUAUGUACGCACAUUUCCUCUUUGAAGCUUUUGAUGCGCACAACAGUGGAUCUGUCAGCUUUGUGGACUUUGUGUUAAGUCUGUCCAUCAUCCUGAGAGGCUCGAUCAACGACAAACUCAACUGGGCCUUCAACUUGUACGACCUCAACAAAGAUGGCUGCAUCACUAAAGAGGAGAUGACGGACAUCAUGCAGUCCAUUUACAACAUGAUGGGCAGGUACACCUUCCCCUGCAUGAGGGACAGCGCCCCCAAGGACCACGUGGAAACCUUCUUCCAGAAAAUGGACAAGAACAAUGACGGCGUGGUCACCAUCGAGGAGUUCUUAGAGACCUGCCACAAGGAUGAGAACAUCAUGCAGUCCAUGCACAUGUUUGAUAACAUCAUCUAAGUCUCACUGGACUCCAACUAGAAGCUUCCUCCAACUCAGUGCUGCAACAUUUCAAACGUUUGUGUGUGUGUGUGUGUGUGUGUGUGUGUGUGUGUGUGUGUGUGUGUGUGUGUGUGUGUGUGUGUGUGUGUGUGUGUGUGUGUGUGUGUGCGCGUGGGUGUGUGUUCUCGUAUUUCUACCCUUCUUGAGACAUCAACAAGAAAAGACCGAAAUCAUGGUCCCCGUACUAAAAACCAUUGCAUCUAACAGAGAAUGUCUCAUUUGCACCCCUGGUGGUGAAAUCUAUCAAAAUGAGGGUGGUCCCAAAAAAGAGGGAUUUUUCAAAUUGGCUGUGUUUAAAUUUAAGUGCUCCCCCUCUGGUCAACACAUGAAAUAAGCGUGUGUAAAAAUAUGAAGGGCUCCACCUUUGGCCAACAUAUGAAAUAACAAGUGGGUGUAAGAAAUUGUAAUAUGCCCCCUUUGGCUAAAAUGUAUUAAAAAAUAUAAAAUAAAUAUGUAUAUAGAGACACUGUAAUAACGUGUGUGUGUGUGUGUGUGUGUGUGUGUGUGUGUGUGUGUGUGUGUGUGUGUGUGUGUGUGUGUGUGUGUGUGUGUGUGACCUAUACAUAGGAGCAUUUUGUGACACAACAUUACACACAACAGGCAAAGACAGUGAAGCUAUAAACUAAUAUUUAUAAACAUUUAGUAGGAGCUUGUACAAAAUAAAUGCACUGUAGUAAUAAACAUAAAGGGGACCUCUUCGGUCUUUUCUGACCUAUAUUGUAAUUGUUGUUACAAUGUGGGAAACUUGUGUUAAACAAUGUCAACGCAUCGAAUCACAAGGCUCAUGCAAUUUGUUUUGAGCUUUUACACACUUUUGAUGCUUCUCAACACUUUUUUGUUUUUCAGCGAGGGCAGACUGUGCCAGCUGUGGGCAUUCUAGUGCAAUACUAUUAGAGGAGCUGCUAAACUCCAAUGAAAAACAAUUCUAAAAAGUUUGCACUGUUGCGACAUUACAACUUGUGAAGAAAUACUAAGAAAAGUAGGUGUUAUUUCCAUCUAAUGGUGGCAUGCAGUGACAUAAAUGCUGCUAAAACAGAUGUUUUUGAUGCAGCACACAAU
Molecule: messenger RNA, 2172 nt
Organism: Nerophis ophidion (straightnose pipefish)
Lineage: Eukaryota; Metazoa; Chordata; Actinopteri; Syngnathiformes; Syngnathidae
Product: Kv channel-interacting protein 2-like
Exons: 10
Coding region: 241-1071 (276 amino acids)
Biological process (GO): regulation of potassium ion transmembrane transport
Cellular component (GO): voltage-gated potassium channel complex
Molecular function (GO): potassium channel regulator activity; calcium ion binding
Source: RefSeq, a predicted model, not a curated record